This is a messenger RNA of Limulus polyphemus (Atlantic horseshoe crab), 14237 nucleotides long. RefSeq lists its product as uncharacterized. Bases 1 to 12075 code for a protein of 4024 amino acids. Gene Ontology annotation, biological process: regulation of gene expression. The transcript has 3 exons. The record is from RefSeq and is a predicted model, not a curated record. Gene Ontology annotation, cellular component: nucleus. NCBI's taxonomy places the organism in Eukaryota, Metazoa, Arthropoda, Merostomata, Xiphosura, Limulidae.
AUGCAGCUGGAUGACAAAGAUAACAACACUCAAAAAUUAUAUCAGACCACAACAGAAAAAUUGGAAGCUACACCCACUGGCACAAAUAAUUCUGAACAGUACAGUUACCAUUUACUUGAGGUGUCUAAGGUCUCCAAACAGCUUGAAGAUGGGUCUACUUCUGAAGAAGUGGUGAAUUUACCUAAGCCUUUCACAUGCACAAAUCAGGUGGGAGAGGUAGCCUUGGGCACUUUAGAAGGUUACAGUACAAGUAGUGAACCAAACACUGACAUUUCAGACACACCCAAUAGCAGAUCAGAUUCUAAACAUUGUAAUUCUCAUCUGCCAGAAAUAUGCAAGAACUCAGAACAGCUACAAGAUAAUGCAAUUUCAAAAGAACAAGUAAUUCUACCUUCAAUUUCCAGAUGCUCAACACAAGAAGAAAAUACAGUAACUGAAGUUUGUCGAGAAGGUCAAAGUACAAAUAGUGAAUUCAUAGUUGAUGUUUUAGACAAAGUGAGUGUAAAUACAGGUCUUAAAAAGUUUAAUUCUUAUAUGCAAGAAAUGUGUAAAAUCUCAAAACAGCUACAAAAUCAUAAAAGUUCUGUAAAACUGGUAAAUAUGCCUUCAACUUCCAAGUGCAUGACACAAGAAGAAGAGAUGUCUGACAUUUCUGGAAAUGAUUGUAGUGCAAACAGUGAAUCCAGAGUUGACAUCUUGAACACAUUGAAUUGCAGGACAGAUCUUAAAAACUGUAAUUCUCAUCUGCUUGAAAUGUUUGAGAAUUCCAUACAGCCUGAAGGUGAGGUUUGUACUGAAGAACAGGUAGAAAGAACAACAGAAGAAGAUGGUAUUGAAUAUCUUCCAACUAGUGAAUCCAUAAGUAACUUAAAUUUACCUUUAGCUUGUGGAUAUAUGACAAAGGAAGAUGAGGUGACAGCAGAUGUUUCUGUACUAGAUCUUAUGGAAAGCAUUGAAUCAAAAUCAAAUGUUUCAGAGUCUCAGAAGAAUGAUCUAACUACUAUAAGUGUAGAAAAAUAUAAGAAGGUGUCAUUACCUUUUAUGUCAAGUGUAGUAGAAGAGCUUGAGAAGAGGCAAGUUGCUUCUAAUUCUGCUUCUGGAGUUAGUUCAAGUGUAUUCAGUACACCUAACUCAGAUAAUGGCUUAAUUAUAGAAAAUAGCAUUGACACUAAGAAUAAUGAUUCAGUCAACAAAAACAGAGUAUACACUGAAAGUGAAAAACUUAAUGUAACACUCAAUGUACUAAUUAAUCAUAUUGUUUCCAAGUGCAUGGCUGAUAAAAAAUCUGAAAGUGUUGGACCUGAAACAGAUCAGAGAGAUGGUACUUGUUUAUAUGAAGAUGAAGAUCCUGAUGUUUUCCUGAAUAAAGGUAUUGAAUGUAAUGGAUGUGACAGUGUAAAGAAUUCUAAAAAAAGUGCCAAAGCUACCACACCUAAUGACUUUUAUAUUAUAAGUAAAGAACCUGUUAAACAUGAAAUUAAAGAACAGAAACUCAGUGGUGGAAAUGAAGGGAAUGCUCUUCCUGUUGACUUGAGAUGUAAUAUAAAUGAUGAGAAAUGUAAUAUUGAAAGCAUUCAUAUUGAUAAUACCUCCUUUGUUAAAAAUCAUGAUUGUGUGAAGAAAGUUGAUGUUGAUGAAGAAAGUAACUUUGACAGUUUUAAUUCUUAUAAUCAAAGAUCAACUACUAACUCCAUCAGCAAAAGAUACAAAAUAUUCAGUGGUAAUACUAGUGUAGAUAAUUUAACUAGCCUUUUCAGUUGUGGGAAAGAAUCCGUGGAGAAAAAUGUUAGUAGAGAAAUUAAGAAAGAAGAAAGAACUGUACUAAGGGGAACUAGAACUAAUUUUGAUAAUCUCGAGGAUAUAUCAACUAAAAAUGUGAGAAGUAUUCAGAAUCAAAUUUCUCAAGCCUCACAUUGUGAACCAGACUUAAGUUAUCAGACUCUAGGUGAAGUUUCGACCAAUGAGAAUUUGACAUUUGAAGGAUUUGGAAGUAGUGAGGAUGAUUGCAUCAAAGAAAAAAUACUUUUUGAUGACCCUAUAAAUAGGAGUGUGUCAGAUGAAUUGGAUGUUGAAAACGUUUCCCAAAACAAUUAUUCUAACUGCAUGGGUGGUGAAUUGACAAACAAAUACAAUGAAAAAAAUAAAGCCAAUGAGUUUGCAGAUUCAUCUGGGUUAAAAUCAGAGAUAAAAGAAAAUAGUUCAAGUGGUUUUGAUCUUCCACCUGAUUCUUCUCAUGUGGGAGAAGAUGAAAGCAAUGAUCAAAUACUGUCUUCUUUUGUGGAAGAAGAUGAAAGCAGUGAUCGGUUUCUGUCUUCUAAUGUGGGAGAAGAUGAAAGCAAUGAUCAAAUUAUGUUUUCCCAUGUGGAAGAAGAUGAAAGCAGUGAUCUACUACUGUGUUCUCAUGUGGGAGAAGAUGAAAGCAACGAUCAACUACUGUCUUCUCAUGUGGGAGUAGAUGAAAGCAAUGAUCAAAUACUGUCUUCUCAUGUGGGGGAAGAUGGAAGCAAUGAUCAACUACUGUCUUCUCAUGUGGGAGUAGAUGAAAGCAAUGAUCAAAUACUGUCUAAAAAAAUUAAAGAAGCUGACAUGAAUGAGGGUGAAGAAACUUUCAGUAGUACGUACAUUAUUGAGGAAAGUCAGCCUUUAGAAACUUAUGAAGUGGUUCAGAAGAGUUCUUACUCAAAAAACAGACAGGUAUGUGACCAGAAGAAGGGAGAGAAUAAUCAUAAAGUGUUACAAGAAGGCAGGACAUUUUUGAGAGACAACAAAAAUUAUCAGAAAAACUUGGAAGAGAAAGAACACUGUCAAGACAUCUCUCAUGAAAAAAUAUCUUCUGAAAAUGUCCAGAAGAUAGUGCUGAAGCCUGUAUCUGUUGUGAUAAGUAGAUUACUCAGCCUGGAAAAUUAUGUAAAGAACAAUUUGAAAAGUAAUCAAGAGUUUAAACAAAACAGUCAAAAUGAAGGGAUCAGAAUCAGUGAAAAAGUUAGUUUGGUUGAUAAACUACACAUGGGAAAUGAAGCUACGAUUGUGAAAGAUUUAACAUAUGCUUGUACUUUAUGUAUUUUCACUACAACUGAUGAGAAUGUUUUUGCACACCAUAUAAAAGAGCAUCCUAUCAAUGUGCUUACAUCAUGGUGCAAGAAGUGUCAGCGGGUUUUCUCAAAUGUUGGAAAGUUAGUUCACCACAUCCAGACAAGCUGUACAGGUUCGUUUGAUGCAUGCAUUAAAUGUGGUGUGGCUUCAUGCAACUUUGAAACAAAAAGUCCCCUACAGUUCUAUCACCAUAACAGAUUUAAACACAGGGGAUGCCUCAGAUUGAACUGUAAUACGUGUGACAGGUUUUUCUCAAUGCCACAUUGUUUGACACUACAUGUACAAGAUGAAUGCUUAAAGUUAGAAAACAUAUGCAAACAACCUGAAGAAGAAACAAAAGAUCCGGAAAUAUCAAGUCAUCAAAGAAAAGGACAAGACUUAACAUGUAGGGUAAUAAGCAUGUUUGAAGAUAAUUCAGAUGAUCCUGAGUGUAUUUCAAGCCAGAUGUUGAACUCUGAUACCACUAACCAGAAAAGCUUACAAAACUCUUCUGAUUCAAGUUACCAGGCAAAUUGUUUUGAUGGUCAAAAAUUGGGAAAACUGACAAUUUUGAAAACUUUAUCACCUGAUAAAGAAUCAGCAUUUACUGCAGGAGGGGAAUGUCAAGCGAAGAAUACAGUUGAAGUACAAAACUAUACAACUGGGACGAACAACAAGCCUGCAAAACAAGCUAUUUGCAAAAAAAGUGAAAAUCUUGAUGACCAGAUAAAGAAUGCACCAGUUGUCGAGGUCAGUUUUUCAGAAUGUUAUAAAAAUGUUUCCACAUCAGAAGAUAAAAAUACAGAUGAAUCGAAGAAGUUAAUCAAUGAUGAGCACAUUAAUUCAGAAGCCAAGAAGUGUAAAGAGCAAACUGAAUAUUGCAAAGAACAGUCAUCUAAGCACAAGAAAGACAGUUCUGAAUCUAGCCAAGAUGACUCCAGUAAAAUAAAAACUAAAAUACCUGCACACACCACACAUGAUGAAAAAGAUCAGAACUUUCCUUUACUGCUGACAUGUGUAAGAACAGAGAGGUUUUCAAAAGAUCAUGACUGUAGUGAUGUAAUGACAGAUGUACUCACUUUUUCGAAAAAGAUGAAAGAUAGAAAGUCCCCUGAAUGUGACCACCCAGUUCUGGAUAUGCAGGUUGAAGUGGGUAAAGAGCCCACAGUUUCAAAAAACUCCUCUAGCACAAUACAAGAUUGUCCAAAGUUUUCAAAAUCCAAAGAAUUAAGUCUAGCAUUAGAUGUUGAAGAAGAAAAUUUUGAAUACUCCUCUUUUAGAGAUUUUCAGUAUGAAGCUAAUCUCUUUUCUUCUGCUUUGAAUGAAAAAAUAACUUUGAACAGAGAAAAGCUUAAAGUUACUAUAAACCAUGAUGAAUUCACAGAACAUGAUCAACCAGCUUUCAUUUUUGUGGAUGACAAACAAUAUGAAAAUAAAACUAAUUCAAAGCCAGUAGAACUCACAGAAGGAUUUAGCUGUAUAUCAACAAAUAAUGCAAUAAGAAAUGCAUCUGAAAAUUUGGAGGAAAGUAGGAUUGAUCAUUAUAAGCACCUGGGAGAAGAUGUUGAAGAAUAUGAAGAAAAAUCUGCAAUGGAAGCAUGUGUAUGUGAUGAAAAAACUUGUGUUAAUGCUCUUUCAGGGGUUGCAGACAACACCUCUCUUGUUCCUCCAAAAUCUCAUCAGAAAACUUGUGUUAAGGUAACAGAAGUAAUGAAAAAUAAAAGCUUGCAACUUGACAUGUGUAAAAUGUUAGAAACUGGAAGUGUAACAUUACCAUGUCCAACAGCAUCAGGUAUUUACAAGAAAAGUCUAGACAAAAACAAUAUAUUGUCAACAGUUUCCUUGUCAAGUGAUAAUAAACUUAAAGAGAUUGAAGGGUCCUUUAGUGCUAACUUGUCUUCCAAACAUGACUUUAAUUGCCAAGAACUCAAAGCUUUUUCAGCAAAAGAUUCAAUCCAGAUGUUGGAGAAAUUAGAAUUGAAUACUGAAGACAUGGAUCAGCAGCAGGAAGAGAAUGUAAACUGUAAUAUUGGUUUAACCAGCUUGGAGUCCACUUAUUCAGCAAUAAAGAGGGAAUUUCCAACCCUACUUUCUUCGGUUUCAGGCAAUACUACAACUUUAUGGCAAACAGAUAAAACACUUCCUACUGCUGUACCAGAUAACAACUCAUCUUCAGUGUUACCCCAUCGUUCUCAUUCUGGAAAAUCUGUGCUUUACAAUAAACCACACCAGAUUAAUGAAAGUGAUUUGGAUAUUCCUCAGCAAAGUGAACUAGGAAAUGUUUCACCUAUCAAAAUGUUAACUACAUUACCUGCACCUGAAACACUUAUUACAAAAAGGAUUAAUGAAAAACACAAGCAGUGGACAAAAUUUAUUGAUUUGCUUAAAUCAGCAAGUUUAAUUCAUAAGCUUCUUGAAGAUGAACAUAUUAUUAAGUUUUUCAAAUGCACCAAUCAAAACUGUGCUUUUACAACUGAUAACCCAACCGAAUAUGAAGAGCAUUUAAAAAAUCAUGAAGACAAAACUUUGCCAUGUCCAUAUUGCUUCAUUUUUUAUAACCUAGCUGUGCUUGCUGAACACAUGCUUAAAAAACAUUGGAAACUUCGCUAUCAGUGUGGUUACUGUUGGUAUCGUGGCUGGGGAAAAAUGCAUGUGAGAAUACACACUAAAUGUGCUCAUGUAGAAAAGCCACUGAAGAUAUUAGUUGGCAUUGAACUGAAGGGAGAAGAACCAGAUGAGGACGUACCAGACUACUUGGAGGUUACUAAGUCUUAUUACUGCAAUGUUGGAACUUGUAUGUUUUCCACAUUUGAUCCAUCUGUGUUUAAGGAGCACUACGAUACGACACACAAAACAGUUUCUGUCUUCCCUUGUUACUAUUGUAAAACAGAGGUGUUGUCAUUUGAAAGGUUGUUGAAACACUUAAAGUUUCAUGGAUUAAACAGUUUUCAAUGUGCUUUUUGUCUACAUGGUACAGAAACUCAAGCAGAAGUUGUUGAACAUAUGACUGCUGUUCACCCUGACAAGCCUCUUCAGCUUUAUGUGAGAGGUUCCCAUGGUUUGUCAAAAACAGAUACUCCUAGUCUUCCAAUGUCCACUGAUCCUUCCAAGCCAAUAACUUUGCCUGUGCAAUUAGGUAACCAGUCUCAUCAAAGUGGUUCAUUUGAAACCUCUAAACUGGAAAGUGUAAUCAACUUCCAACUUCCUUUGUCUCCAAAUAGAAAGAAAGAUAUUUCCAAAUCUGAUAUUGUACUUUAUGAUCCCUUAUUGCAAAGAGAAACGGGGAAUAAUGAAUCUGUUAAACCUACAACAGUUAAGGGUGAAUUGAACAGAAAUAACAUAGAAAUAACACAUAAGGAACUCAUCCCUGUCUUGUCCAAAGUUUCAUUGGAGAAAACAGAACGUGUGAAACUGGCUCCAGAGGAGCAGAGUGUUAAAAAUGACAAUGUUGAAGCAACACCAUGUUUUUCCUCUAUGAAUUAUAUAAAUAUAUUAGAUAACUUAGAAUAUUCCACUGAUUUAUCAAGAAAUAUUAAAAAGGACAACAGAAAAAUCUCUGAUCCAAACAUAUCAGAUACGAGUCUUCAGAAACUUGUGGUUUGCAAAGUAGAAAAACUCUGUGAAGACCAGGAGUCUCAGUUCUUUGAAAGUAAAGCAAAAAAUAUGGAUAUGAUGCAUGAAAAUAAGAACUUUUGUAGAAAUGAACCAAGAACAAGUCAGAAAACUUCAGCAAAGAAAACUGUAUGCAUAUCAGAAUUAGGAGAAAUUGCACCUGAACUUGUAGUCCAAGAAAUUUCAAACGAUUUUAAAACACACUCAUCUCCACUUCAAUCAUUGAAUAAUUCUUUCAAUUGUUUAGAAACUCAAGUAGACUUUGUUAAUACUGAAAAAAGUGAAGUAACUCAGGAAGAUGUUGAAGUGUUGGUUUCAUACGUCACAGAGAGAUCAAGUGAAAAUGAGAAAGCUGAAGUUUGCGAGAACAAAUUAUCAGAUAAUAAAGUUCAAAAAGAAGAUCUACAGAUUAAUUCAGACUUAAGCUUAAACAAAUCUUAUUCUUCUUUUAUAGAACAGAAGUUUGAAUGUGUUGAUGUUUCUUCAGCUACAAACAUCGAAGUUUCAGAAACAGAUGAUCCAUUUGAAGAAUCUAUCACUAGUGAAUGUCCUAUUCCUGAUAAAUCUGCUCAGAAUACUAACAUCAGUUGUGUCAGUACAAAAGAUAAAGUAUCUAAGUAUAAACAUCUCUCUGACAAGACACCUAAUGAAAUUGAUGAAGCAAGAAUUAAUAGAGAAGGACCAAACUUGGAAAAAGAAAUGAAAUGUACUUAUAGAUGUAGAUUAUGCUCAGUUGAAAUGGUUACACACAGGCAUAUAUUACAACAUCUCAAAAACAUCCACUGUGUACAACUUCAUAAAUGUGGAUAUUGUGAUCAAACUAGCAAAAGUACCAAGACAUUGAUUCAACACUCUGAAAAAUAUCAUCAUGAAAGAACACCAAAAAUUGUUCUAAUGUAUGAAAAGAUAAUUAUGUCUCAAAAAGAGAGUGUAGACUUACUUGCAGAAGUGAAAUCUUCCACCUCUUUUAGAGAGAAUAAGAUGGAAGAAACAGUACAAAAUGAUGGAAAAAAGAAGGAAGAAUCUUUUAAAGUUAAGACAAAGAUGGGAAAAAUUAGUGAUUUACAGCUAAUUAAUGGACCAGUGGAUAACACAAAUUCAUUUUUGGAGUGUGAAUUGAAGAAUUCUCUAAGUACAACUGAUCAACAGCUUGACAGGAAACUAAAUAAAGUGGAGCACCAAGCAGUUUUUCCUAAGCAACAGAAGUCUGAAACUGAAGGUUAUGUGUCUUUAAACAAUCUGUUGGACAGCAGAAGAGAAAAUAAUAGUUUGUUUGGUGACACUGAGCUACACGAGUUGGUAAGAGAAAGCAAACAAUCAUACAAUACAAAGGUCUGUGAAAAUCCACAUGAAUUUUCAUCUAACGGUAAUUUUCAAGAGGUAUCUCAAAAUCAAUUUGUACUUUCUAUGAAUGAGGGUAAUACAACGAAUAGAGAUAAUGGAAAUAGUGUUGCUGGUGUAGCUACAUCAUCAUGUAAUAUUAAGAGCCACAAUCCUGCAGUCCUCACACAAAAAUUUAAUGCUUGUAAAGAAAGAUCAAAAGAUAAGUCAUUUUUGUUCAUUUGUCCUUUUUGUGGUUAUGCUAAGGCUUCCUACUGUGCCUUGAAACUUCACCUGUUUAGAGAACUAAAGUACCACAGGUUGUUAUGCAUAGUCUGUAAUAUAUCAUGCUUUGGCACGAAAGAAAUGAAAACUCAUUUUCAAAGACACCAUCCUGGUGAAGAGUUUUAUUAUGAACGGAAGUUUGAUCGUAAUAUUGAAGAGUUGGUUGAAAAGUUUUUAAGAAGUCAAGAAAUAUUAACAGAAAAAGAUAAAAUGCUGCUUUUAAACAAUACACAGACAUCAAAAGCAACAAAAAAACGUUCUAAAACAUCUUUGUUUGAUAAGAAAUGCAAAUUGUUACAUAUGUGUGAAAAGGCAGCAGCAUUGUCAAAGGAACGUUCACUUACCUGUUUUAAAGAUGAUCUGGAGGUACUAAAUCGGGAAAAAAAAAUGGAAAAAUCCAUUAAUGCUAAAAUCAAGAAGAACACAAAAGAUGAUAAAGCAAAAGAGUCAAUCAUUAAUAAUGAUCAUAAAAGAACAAUAGAAGAAGACACAAAUCCCCUUUUAAGUGAAGAACUAAAAGAAUUGGGAAAUAAAGCUAUUAAAUUUUGUCACAAAGAGAUAAAAUCUAAAAGUGAAAAUUUUGGUUUAUCUUUGUCUUGUCCAAAAAAUGAGAAAACUGAAGUUCAGGAUGAGUCUGUAAAGAGCAAAUUGGAUACUACAGAGGAGAACAGCGAGGUUUCUAAUACUUUGUUAGCUGAUUUUGAAAAUGAUAGUAUCACUUCAAAGAAGCAGGGUAAAGAUGCAGAUUAUGAAGAUCAGAGCAUUGCCAUUGCAAAUAACACAUCUUUGCUGUCAAACUCUGAUAAAGAAAAAUCAAAAAAGGAGCCUGUUUUAUUCACUUGUCCUUUCUGUGAUUAUACUAAAGCCUCUUACUGUGAACAGAAACUUCAUAUUUUUAGAGAACUCAAGUAUCAUAGACUGUUGUGCAUAAUCUGUAAUGUAUCAUGUUUUGGCAAGAGAGAGAUGAAAGCUCAUUUUCGAAGAUACCACCCUGGUGAGGAGCUUUAUUAUGAACGAAAGUAUGAUCAUAAUAUUGAAGAAUUGGUUGAAAGAUUUCUAAGAAACCAAGAGAAGUUAACAGCAAAAAAUAAAAUGCUGCUUUUAAAUCAUGAACAGACACCAAGAGCAACAAAACAACGCUCUGGAAUUUCAAUCUUUGAGAAGAAGUGUAAAUUGUUAUUCAUAUGUGAAAAUGCUAUUACAACAUCAAAUGAAAGUCCACCUAUAUAUUUCACAGAUAAUCAGAAGGACAUGGCAAAGCAAGAAAGAAAAGGAGAAAUAUUCAUUACUGAAGUUAAAAUGAAAAAAAAUGCAACCAAUGAAUCAAUACUUUCUGUGACUGAAGACAUUAAUAAUGAUCAGAAAGGAACAUUCAAAGAAAGCACACAUCUGUUUUCAAAAGAAACAUUAAAGAAAUUAGGAAGUAAACCUUGUCUCAAUGAAACAAUAAAAUAUAAAAAUCAGGAGGUUCACUUCUCUACAUCUUCUGUUAAAAAUAAAAAAAUUGGAAUCCAGAAUUCACCUCCAAAGAUUGAAGUGAGCAGUGCAAAGGAGAAAAGUAAUCAGUGUGCUAAUAGUUCGGGUAGUACAUUUCCCAUGCUUUCAAGUAUUGGUAAAGAAAAAUCUAAAGUAGGGCCUGUUUUGUUCUCUUGUCCGUUCUGUGAUUGUACUCGUUCUUCUUAUCAUGCUCAGAAGCUACACAUGUAUCGAGAAUUAAAGUACCGCAGAUUUUUGUGCUUAUUAUGUAGUACAAAAUUCUUUAAUAUAAAAGAGCUUAAAGCUCAUUUUCAGAAAUGCCAUUUUGGUGAAAAACUUUCUUAUGAACAAAAAUGUGAUGCUGAAACUGAGGAGUGGGUUGACCAUUUAUUAAAAAAACAGAAAAAACUAACAGUAAAAGAAAGCAAGUACCUGUCCCUGCAACCUAAUCACUCCUUGAAUUCACAAGCCACAAAAAAACAGUAUAAAUAUACUUGCCUUUUCUGUGGUGCUAAAAAAUGUAACACGGGUAAUUUCAAGAAACAUUUGUUUAAUCAUAAACAGUAUCGUCCUGUUAAAUGUUUUCACUGCAAUAAAAAAUUCAGAUACACAUGUGAAGUUAAACAGCAUUUGGAGAAACAUCAUCCUGGUCUUGCAUCAUACAGUACAGUAACAAAGAGUGACAGCAUUGAAGAUUGGGUGAAUGAAAUUAUAAGUAGUCAGCAGCUUUCUAAUCAUAAUGAAAAAGAGCAGGAAGUGCAUCUUGAGAAAGCAAAUGUGAAAGAUGGCAUGUCUGGGGUAAAAGCGAAAAAACACAUCAGUGAUGGAGCUUUCACUUGUCAUUGGCAAAACUGCAAUUUUGUUGCUGUUGAUAAAAAAAAAUUGAAAUACCACCUGAUGAUCCACUUCUCUAGAACCAAUUUUUCGUGUCCCUAUUGUCAAACAUUGUGUGAUUCAGAAGCCAAGUUAAAAAGUCACUGUGAACUCAGUCACUCUGAGAAAUCAUUACCCUCAACUUCUGUAAGAAAUGAAAAAUCUGUUAGUUAUGACAUGAAAAAAAAUCAACUUGGAAAUAAUUCAAACAAAAUUACCUGCUCUUAUUGUGGUCUUGUGAUUUAUUCAGACCAAGAACUUAAACUUCAUAUUCAAUGGGAACAUCAGAAUGAAUCAAAAGAGGAUGCUAUAGAAGAAAGUGGUGAUAAUGCUAGUGCUUCUCAGCCUCAAGAUAAGCUUUUAGAGUGUGAGCAGUGUGGCAUUAAGUUUGUUAAACAUCAUGAGAUAUUAGAGCAUCUCAAAUCACAUGAGGAGAAAGUAUUAAAAUCUCCAGACUCUUCUCCCCUUGUAAACUUCCCUUUAUAUAAUAAGGACCAGAAUUCAAGACUCAUAACAACCAUGGGAAGUGAAAAUGAAUCUAAUCCUCCAAGUCUAAAUGUGUCUCAUGAGGUUCCCUAUAAAAUUCCCGGAAUGAACAAUGGUGAAUUAAAUCUCAUAUCAGAUGAGCUGUCUUCCAAAGAAACUACAUCCAGAAAUGUCACGAGGUGUGCAUAUUGUAGGAAGAAUGUACCUUCUGAUACUAUUAAGCAACACUGCCGAAAACAGCAUCCAACUCUGCCUGUUAAGAUAAUUAAACAUCGUCCCAAGACACCUCUUGAAUCACCCAAAUUUUAUGGAGAUUCAUGUGAGAAAAGAAAUCCUGUAAACAUCAAAGAAGACUUGUUAUUAAAGUUUAUGGAACACAAAUCUGUCGAAAAGUUUUUUUUGUCUGAAAAAGAACCAUACAGAUGUGAGUAUUGCCCAGCUCAUUUUAAUUGUGUUACACAUUUACAGAAGCAUUGGCAGGAAGAGCACCAAGUGAAGUUGAAGAGUCUAGCAUUUGAUACUGAAGUGCAUGAUACAAAACAGGAAAAAAGUAACAUUUGCAAUGCAGUUGAGCAGCUUCCACAACAGUUGCACUCAAAGAUUUCAGCAAGAAAGUCAUUUGUACAACAUUGUGCUUCCCAACUGAACAAUUUUUCCGAAACAUUUCCUGAAUCUAAUGAGACUUCUUAUCCUCACAUAACUGAACCCACACCCAGUGCAAAGAGGCAGCUUUCACAGGAAAAUGCUAAUACUUCCUAUGACAGUUUAUCACAAGGUGAAUUUUCCUUUUAUGGUAAAAAACAGAAAAUGGAUACAUCAAACAUUAAAGUACAUAUUCCGUCAUUAGGAGCCAAAAUCCCUUACCAGUCAGUGUCACACUUGUGCAACUUACAACCUUGUGUUUUACUGACAGACUUGAAAUCACAACUUUUCACCUUGGGAUUGUUUUAAAAUUAUGUUCUACAAUUGUGUUUGUGAUGAUGAUUCUAUAGCUUUCGUGUUAGUGGUGGUGUACAUAUUUUACUACUGUAUGGUUUUUACAUGAAAGUUACCAAUUUUUUACUUUACUCAAUUCAACCAAAGGACUAAGUACCAUUUUAUUAUGUUAAAAAAUUACAUUUCUGCCAAGUGUCUGGGUGUAAAUCUUUAAUUAAUAAUGUGUAUUCAACCUUCAAAUAUACUAGUGCCCUUUUUUUAAUAUUAGGACUUUUUUUAUUUAUAUUGUCGUGGUCAGUUUUAAAACUUCAAAUUGUUUUAAUGUUUGUACUUUUGUCAGCAAAAAGUGUUGCAAUUAAUGUGGUGCAUCUCAGUGUAAAUAGCUUUUUGCAUUGUUUUAGUAUGUUGACUAAUAUAAAGCUAAUUUUUUUUAAAUAAUUGUAAUUUAUCAUUGAGAAUUUGUGACAAGCUGGUACUUACUAACAUUUGCCAGUAAUAUACAUAGUUUAUUAGUGUAAGCUUUAAUCCAAUUGUAUACAUGAUUAGUGGAUUGAUGAAAGUUGUAGCCAGUAAGUACUCGUGGUAAUUUUAAAAUAUUUUUUAUCAAAAUAGCUAAAUAGUGAGUAGUAGUGUAAAAACAAAAUUAAAAAUACUUUAAUUCUCCUAGGUAAACAUGUUGCAUUUUUUAGUUGAUUUUUAUCCCUACAUACAUUAUCUAAUAAAAUGUUUUUGUUCUAAAUAUAGAAUGACUUGGUUUAUACUUAUAAUCACAGUAAUUUAAGUGAUGAAAAUUAAACAUAGUUAGGAAUUUGUUGUAAGUUUUAGCCAAUAAUAUCCAUGAUUAUUUAAUUAAUGAAAGCUUCAAAAGACCACUACUGGUGAAUUAAAAGCAAAGACUAGAAUAAGUUUUCUCAAAAGAAAUAUAUGUUUCUUGUUAAUUGUUGGCUUUCCAUUAUUGACCUGAGAGAAGUAUGAAAAUAUAGAACUAUGACAUUACAGCUUCCAAUCAGUUAUAAUAAUGAAAGUAUGGUGAUGUUUUGUGAUGACUUAUUUUUCUUUCUCAAGUAUUCAACAUUAAGCAUAGCUACAAAAUGAUGCAUUGGCUGUGAACUGAAUGAAAUAAAAAGUACAUCACUUAGAAAAAUGGGUGAUGGCUGAUUUCUAAAAACAGCAUAUCGGUACCCAUUAUGUAUAUAUUCAGUUUCUUAAAUGUUUGCCAUUGUCAUCAAAACAUCAGUUGUUGUACCUUCCUAAAAUAAAAUCAACAUUCACCUAAGUGGUGUGAUAAUGCUGAAAUGAAGUUGAGUAUCCUUGUUGCACAUCAACUCAAAAAUUCCAUUGUUUAGUGAAAUAAACAAAACAGUACAAAAUUCCUCAAGGUGUUUUGGGGCUUUUACUUAGAGCAUGUGCCCACAAUUAUAGGGAAGAUAAUUACAGAGGAACCUAAUCAGGACAUACCUGUGAUACACAUUUAUACACUACAUGUUAAGUAACCAAGAGAUUCAACAGUUUUUGGAUAGCCUUUUAAGCAACUGAUUAUUGUAGUUUUAAGUAAUUUCUUUAAAAAAAUUUUAAGACUGUAGAAAUCAUAUUUUUUAAGACUCAUUUGUUAUUCACCCACGUUACUUAAUGUAUAAUUUAAGUAUUUUAAGAUGCAGUCUCCAAUAAAUUUCAUUCAACAUGUGGCUAGUUGGUAUGGUGAGAUGUUUUAUGGUGAAAGUAAAAUGUAGUUUAGCAUUUAAAGAUGUCUUAUACUGUGAUGUGGUAGUCAGCUUUGUCUUUAAGCAAAACCUUUUUUUUUAUCUUAAAUCAUUCAUAUUCUGUUAUAAUUUUGAACUAUAUUUAUAUUCAUGUCAGCUGUGGAUACAUGUAUUAUAAAAUAUUUGUUUGUAUCCAUCAUAAGUAGUUUCCAUGAUGGCUCACUUGUUUUUAAUAGAGGUCACAAAACCUGAAUCUAAUUUAAAAACAUAAUGACAAAAUGUGUUAUGCUUUUCAUUUUGUUAAAUUUCUAGGUAAGUAUUAAAUGUUGUUGGUAAUUUAUUUUGUAGAAGUCUAGAUGUUUUGUCUCUUACUUUGUCGGUAAACUUUUGUAUAAUGAUAAUAAAGAUCUGCUCAUGAAAAAACAUGAAGAAUUGUCUUUAAAAGGUGUUUUUCUUAGAAGCAUGUUUUCAAACUGA